This is a messenger RNA of Arachis duranensis, 2397 nucleotides long. Its product is annotated as disease resistance protein RPV1-like. The transcript has 4 exons. Gene Ontology annotation, molecular function: ADP binding. Gene Ontology annotation, biological process: signal transduction; defense response. Lineage: Eukaryota; Viridiplantae; Streptophyta; Magnoliopsida; Fabales; Fabaceae. The record is from RefSeq and is a predicted model, not a curated record. The coding region runs from base 1 to 2397 and encodes 798 amino acids.
AUGCCUUCAAAAUCCACAAGUAGUUCAUCAUCAGAGCGAAGAUGGAUCUACGAUGUGUUCUUGAGUUUCAGAGGAACCGACACUCGCACUAUCUUCAUUUCUCAUCUCUACAACUCCCUCACAAACGCAGGAAUCUACGUUUUCAAGGACAACGAGGAGCUUCGCAAAGGAGGCCAGGUUUCAUCGUUACUCAUGCAAGCAAUCCAAGUUUCUAGAAUCUCCAUCAUUGUUUUCUCGAAGAACUACGCGAACUCCAAGAGUUGUCUGAAAGAGCUGCAGAGAAUCAUGGAUUGUCGAAGAAGCAUAGGCCAAGUUGUUGUUCCUGUUUUCUACAACGUAGAACCCUCUCAUGUGCGUCAUCAGAGAGGUGCCUUUGGAAGAAGCUUUCAGGAUCUGAAGAAAACAAUUUCAAAGAACAAAGCUCAACUUUGGGGUACUGCGCUUCGCGAUGCUGCUAGUUUGACCGGAUUUCAUCUCAAUAAUUCCAGGAAUGAAAGUGAAGAUAUCAAUAAAAUCAUUGAAACCAUCACUGAGUCGCUGGACAAUACAGUCUUGUUUGUUGCACAACAUCCAGUUGGAGUACAACCUCGUGCUCAACAUGUGAUUAAACUGUUAAACUACCAAAAAUCAAAAGAUGUUAUGCUGUUGGGGAUCUUGGGAAUCGGAGGGAUUGGGAAAACAACCAUUGCCAAAGCCAUUUACAAUCAGAUUCACCGCCAUUUUGAGUCUUAUUGCUUUCUUUCAAACAUCAGAGAAUUGUGGGAGCAGAGUACUACCAGUCAAGUGUAUUUACAAGAAAGGCUUCUUUCCGAUAUUUACAAAACAACAAAGAUCAAAAUACAUAACAUUGAAUCAGGCAUAUUCAUUUUGCAACAAAGGCUUCGUUAUAAACGAGCACUCCUCAUACUCGACGAUGUUGAUAAGAUAGAGCAACUAAAAGCCUUGUGUGGAAGCCGCGAAUGGUUCGGUCCUGGAAGUAGAAUAAUCAUCACAACAAGAGAUGAACAUUUACUCAAACUGCUUCAGGUUGAUCACAUAUCUAGAAUGCCGGAAAUGGAUCAAGAUGAAUCUAUUCAACAUUUCAGCUGGCAUGCUUUCAAACAACCAUGUCCUGGAGAAGAUUUUGAUCAACUUUCUAGAAAUGUGGUUGCAUAUUGUGGAGGACUACCUUUAGCUCUUGAGGUUAUUGGGUCAUUUUUGUUUGAUAAGAAAGUAAGAGAAUGGGGAAGUGUGGUGGAUAAGCUGAAAAGAAUUCCCAAUGAUCAAGUACAGAGAAAGUUGAGAAUAAGCUUUGAUAGUUUGAAUGAUGAUACAGAGAAAGAAAUAUUUCUUGACAUUGCGUUUUUCUUUAUUGGGAUGGACCGAAAUGAUGUAAUACAUAUUUUAGAUGAAUAUGAUGCUGCGAUUGGAAUCAGUGUUCUUGUAGAUCGAAGCCUUGUCACCAUUGACAAUAAUAACAAGCUUGGAAUGCAUGAUUUGCUACGAGAUAUGGGGAGAGAAAUUGUUCGCGAGAAAUCACCAAAGGAGCCAGAGGAACGUAGCAGAUUAUGGUUGCAAAAAGAUGUGUACCAUGUAUUGUCAAAUCAUAUGGGGACAAAAGCUAUCGAGGGAUUGACUUUAAAGUUGACCAAUUCGGUUAGUUUGGAGGCAAAAAUGUUUAAGAUGAUGAAGAGACUUAGAUUACUUCAACUUGCUGGUGUGCAACUAGAUGGAAAUUUUGAAGAUCUUCCGAAACAUCUAAGAUGGCUUCAAUGGCAUGAAUGCAAUUUGAAGUACAUACCUUCCAACUCUGAUCAAGCAAGUUUAGUUGCCAUUGAAUUAGAAUUCAGCAAUCUCAAAUUUGUGUGGAAAGAGGCCAAGGGCUUGAUGACUACAACCAAUGAGUUCAGUGACAAGUAUUGGUUAACAUUCGGUUCCAAAGGUUCUUCUGUGGUAUUCGAAGUCCCUCAAAUGAAUGGGUGCAACUUGAAGGCAGUGACAUUGCGUAUUCUUUAUUCUUCUUCCUCAGAAACCAUCUUAUCAGAAUGCCUUAAAAACGUGUUAAUCAUAAAUUACACAAAGUCCACCAUUCAAGUCUAUAAACAAGACACACUAGCCUCUCUUGAAGAUGAGGAGGGAAAAACCAUAACUUCACAUAUAGAACCCGGUAACAAAGUGGAGAUUCUUCUUGUUGGUUACAAAUUCAUUGUGAAGAGAACAACAGUUUAUCUGAUAUAUGAUGAACCGGUUGACCACUAUGCGGAGCACUAUCAAGCGGAUGUUAUUGUUUCAAGUGAUAAUUACAUUAUUUCUAGUGAUAAUAAUGAUAUGGAAAUUGAUGAAUGUUCUAGUGUUUCUGGUGGUAGUCAUGAUAGGUCAAAGAAGAAAUAUUCAUGUUUCUAUUGGUGUUGGAGAUAA